AGCAUCUCACACAGCUGAAGAACACAAGGACACUGACAGCAUCAACAGCAUUGCUCUUUUUCAUAUUCUAAAAAAAUCUAUAUGUUUUUUGCAAGUAAGAGAUCAAGAUUACUUGCUUAGCAGGGAGGAGAAUUUACAUUUGAUAUUGCAAUUUCUGUCUUUUGGGGGAAAACACCAGCAGGUUGUGCAGCGGUUAAACGGAGGAUCUCUUAAGACACAAGGACUGUUUAUGUGAAGGUGUCCAGGUAAAGGACUUGGCUUGCGCCAUCCUCCCUUUGCAGGACGCGGAAGGAUUUGUCAGGGUUUGCUCACUGGCUGGCUGACUGCUGCAGUUGGACAGACAAUAACUCAGUGUGCCACAGAGACUGAAAUCAUCUCAAAAUGGACCAUCAGGACCACAUGAAUUCUGGACAGGUGGGUGACUCUCAGCACUCUCCUGGGAACAACAUAGCAUCUGGUGUAGCCAACAUGACCAUCAAUGACGGACAUCAAGGAGACAUGAAGAACGGGACAGCAGCACAUAUGGGACCAGGUGACGGUCCAGUGAAAGAAGAGUUAACACCCGGAAGUCCGCCAGAGAGUGGCCGGAGCAGUGCGGCAUCAGUGGACGGGGAUGGAGAGCAGGAGAAUGGGGAAAGAGAGAGCUCUGUCAGCCCACGGGAAUCACCAAUGUCCCCACAUCCAUUGCCAACAACCCUUGCUGAUGGUUUGGGUUCAGGAAUCACAGGCUUUGACAGUCAGGUGAUAAGGAGUCCAUCGGAUAAGAUCUCCGACCAUCAUAGUCCCAGUGGAUCUGAGGUGGAGGAGAAAGAAGAGAAUGAAAAAGAAAAGUCUGAGAGAUUUUCUGGUUCUUUCGGUGUGGAAGAAGCACCUGUAAGUGCUAUCAACAUGAAAGAGGAUAAAGAAGAGGACAAAGAGGAAGUUAGUGACAAAGAAGAGGAAGAAACAGGAGUUUCCUUGGCGCACAGUUCUAAGACCCCAGACUUGACAACUCAGAAAGACUACAGUGAACAUGAAAUCCCUACUCAUCUUCCUAUGACCCCAGAGGAAGCUAAAAAACGUGGCCUAUCGUUUGACUACACAGAACCUCAGGAUCCCAAUCAUCAGAGUGGUCCUGUGGGCUGGGAGUGCAGCUCUGACAAAACGCCGCCGGAAAGCAAGAGCCCAGACUCAUGCAGGGCGGAUCCAGGCUCACCUCUUUCUCCCAGUGCUGCCGCCGACCCUACCCAAGAGGAAUCACCUCUUACAGACAUCCAAACGGAUGCUCGGGAAGAAGAAGAGGAAGUAGAAUUGCCAGAACCAGAGCAUGAAGAAGAUGAGACCACUGUUCCUCCUGUUUCCCAAGAAGAUGCUGCACCCAAGAUGGAGCCUAAGGCAGAGGAACAUAGAGAACCUAAAGAAGUAAAAGAGAUCAAGCAGGAGAAAUACUUGGAGACGAGCAAUAAUGAUCGCAUUGAUAUGGUCCAGUCUGUUGCCUCACCAGAAUCUAUUGCCAAACCUGAACCUGAUGCUGCCAAAACUGAAGAUGCUGUUAAGCCCAGUGCCCAAGUAAUGCCCACAAAAGCACCAAGCAAAGAAGCUCCUGCCAAAAAAACUAAGAAACCCGUCACUACAGCCGCUGCCACUCCUUCCCCCAAAUCUGCUCCUAAACUUCAGAAAACCCCCUCUAAAGAUGCUGCUCCGGCCAGAAAAGCAAGUGUCCCAUCCAAAGCCAAGGCUGGAGUUGGGGCAACUCCUGAAAAAAAGAUACCCACCACAACCCUGCAUGCAAAAGCUAGACCCACUUCUUCCCCCCAAAGAGGGUCUUCAGUCUCAGGCAUCCCCAGCAAAAAGCCCUCAGCCUCCUCAACUCCACCAUGUCGCUUUAGCAGUCAAGGCUCCGCAAACUCUGUAAAAACACCCAACAGUCCAGGAGCAAGAGAGUUCAGGGCCACGGCUGGAGAUGCCAAGACGAAGACAGUGGGGGCCAAACCCCAAGGAGUUGGCAUCAAAAUGCCUGCUGCUUCACGGAUGGAGCAGCGAAGGACAGGACCAGGGUCCAUUGAAAGAGCUGACUCACCUAAAACCCCAGACCGUAGUGGUUGCAGCAGCCCGGCCAGUCGGUCCUCCACCCCAGGACAGCAGGUGAAGAAAGUAGCGGUGGUACGCACCCCUCCCAAAUCACCUGGUUCAUUGAGAUCUCGCGCCCCGAUCGCUCCUGUUGCACCUAUGCCUGACCUGAAGAACAUCAAGUCCAAGAUCGGCUCCACUGAGAACAUCAAACACCAACCUGGAGGCGGGAAGGUGGAUAUUGUUCAUAAGAAGAUCGACUUGUCUAAUGUUCAGUCUAGAUGUGGAUCCAAAGACAAUAUCAAGCAUAUUCCUGGAGGUGGUAAUGUUCAGAUAGUGCACAAAAAGAUCGACCUAAGCAACGUCCAAGCAAAGUGCGGCUCCAAGGACAACAUUCGUCACAAACCGGGAGGUGGAAAUGUGGAGAUCAAAUCUGAGAAGUUGGAUUUCAAAGCCCAGUCAAAGGUUGGAUCUCUGGAGAACAUUGGACAUGUUCCUCGGGGUGGACAGAGAAGGAUUGAGAGCCACAAGCUAAAUUUCCGAGAGCAAGCCAAAGCGCGCACCGACCACGGCGCUGAGAUCGUGUAUCAGUCCCCCAACAUUUCCGCGGACGGAUCGCCCCGCCGCCUCAGCAAUGUGUCUUCCUCCGGCAGCAUCAACAUGACCGACUCCCCACAACUGUCCACGCUAGCUGAUCAGGUGUCGGCCUCCCUCGCUAAACAAGGCCUGUGAGCGGCGACUGACAAAUCAACUCAUUUUAAAAAUGUACCUCCUUCAGUCCUUUCAAAUAAGGUGCUUGUCGGAUUUCUCCUAACUAAAGGUUGUCCCAGCGGCUUGUCUGCUUGUGAAAUCAUUUUUGCCUCUUGGCACAGAGGGACGGGUAUUAAUGUUAUUGGCUUAGUGUCAUCAAAAGAAAAAAAAAUACAAUUUAAAAGAAGCUGGUGGUGUAUUGAUCCAAAUGGUCAUUUACAGCACUGAGUAGCCUGAUUUGUUUCCUUUAAUGCCCCGUUUUUUGAAAGAAACAACAAUGACAUUUACUUUCACAGUUGUAUUUGCUUCGUUGCCUUAUUGUGAAUGUUUUUCUUUACCAUAACUUAUGCACUCCUGUUUUGACAUGCAGCAGUAAGGAAGGCAAACAUGCUACAUGGUUUGGAGGGUGCGGUUAAUGAUAAUGGCCAUGAAUUUGACAGGAAGCGAACAUUUCAAACGCUCUUAGGUAAAACUUGAGGCAAUCUGGCUGUAAAGGACACAAAUUUAAGAACAAUUGAGGCCCGCUAUUUAAUUGUUUAAAUAAAAUUGGUCAGAGGCCACUAAUAGUGCAUGUUACAGUCAUUCAAAGCGGUUAAAUUCAUUUUAUAAAAGCAAAAAUAAGACAUAAUUAUUCAGAUCAGUCUUAUAUCAUGAAUUGGAAAUGUUGGUACCAGACUUUACUUAUUCUUCAAAACUACAUCUAUACUUCACCACAGCAUAUUUUCCAGGCCUAUCUGUCCUGAUGAUGAAUGCACAGGAAGUUGCAUCGCUGAAGGAAAUCGUCUUGCUUGGCCUCUAGUGAC
Messenger RNA from Rhinichthys klamathensis goyatoka, 3602 nucleotides. It is a transcript of the gene maptb, whose product is annotated as microtubule-associated protein tau b. The record is from RefSeq and is a predicted model, not a curated record. Bases 382 to 2781 code for a protein of 799 amino acids. Lineage: Eukaryota; Metazoa; Chordata; Actinopteri; Cypriniformes; Leuciscidae. Gene Ontology annotation, molecular function: microtubule binding. Gene Ontology annotation, biological process: neuron projection development; microtubule cytoskeleton organization. The transcript is spliced from 13 exons. Gene Ontology annotation, cellular component: neuron projection.